AUGUUAUUUGAAAAUUUAAGAUCUCUAUCGACUGUCAAAAGUUCUUCAUUUUCUUUAACCUCUUUUCAAAAUGAUUCUAAUAUUUUAUCUAGUCAAGGAAUUAAUCAAAUUUCGGCUAGUUUUAGAACUUUAGAUCAAAAUGGUAGAUACCCAAAAAAGUCUAAUAAACUAGGUAAUUAA
This is a messenger RNA of Cavenderia fasciculata, 180 nucleotides long. RefSeq lists its product as uncharacterized. The record is from RefSeq and is a predicted model, not a curated record. Bases 1 to 180 code for a protein of 59 amino acids. The transcript has 3 exons. Lineage: Eukaryota; Evosea; Eumycetozoa; Acytosteliales; Cavenderiaceae.